Messenger RNA from Mugil cephalus (flathead mullet), 1765 nucleotides. RefSeq names its product procollagen C-endopeptidase enhancer a (gene pcolcea). Bases 111 to 1550 code for a protein of 479 amino acids. Lineage: Eukaryota; Metazoa; Chordata; Actinopteri; Mugiliformes; Mugilidae. The transcript is spliced from 9 exons. Gene Ontology annotation, molecular function: protein binding. The record is from RefSeq and is a predicted model, not a curated record.
GCCCAUCUCAAGCAAACCUCCUGCUCCUCCUCCCCUCAGUCUUUCACCUCUUACCUCCUGUAGCCGUCUCCCUUUUCUGCAACAGUCUGCCUUGCUUUGUUUGUUGCAUCAUGAUGCGUGUGGGCUGCAUCUUGGGUGUCUCCUUGGUCCUGUGUCUGGGUUUAGGAUGGACGAGGGCUCAGCAGACGAACAGGCCUGUGUUCAACUGUGGAGGAGACUUGGUUGCAGACUCAGGCUUCGUUGGCAGUGAAGGCUUCCCGAGCUACUACAAACCCAACAGCAAAUGCACCUGGCGCAUAACUGUCCCAGAGGGGAAUGUGGUCACGCUCUCCUUCCGCAUUUUUGACCUGGAGGCUGACUCACAGUGUCGCUACGACUAUCUGGAUGUCUACAACGGCAAUUCCAAUUUGGUGCAGAAACUGGGUCGCUUUUGUGGAACUUUCCGUCCCGGCAAUCUCAUUUCCACCACAAACACCAUGAUGCUGGAGAUGGUGACUGACGGAGAGACGCAUAGUAGGGGAUUUGUGGCCUAUUUCAGCGGGACCAAACCCUAUGUAGAUGACCAACAGUUCUGUGGGGGGAAGAUAACAAAAGCCCAGGGUGAGAUCAUGACGCCCAACUGGCCUGACAAGAAAUACCCAGCGGGAGUGAGCUGCUCCUGGCUAAUCACUGUGGAGCCUGAUAAGGUGAUCCAGGUGAAUUUUGAUAAGUUUGUGUUGGAGGCUGACACUUAUUGUCGGUUUGACUACGUGGCAUUCUUUAAUGGUGGAGAGAGAGAUGAUUCACGCCUCAUUGGAAAAUACUGUGGCGACCAGGCUCCAGAACCUAUUGUUACAACUGGCAACGUGCUGCUGGUCCAGUUUGUGUCUGACCUCAGUGUGACGUCUGAUGGAUUCCUCGCCCACUACACCAGCGCCCCUCGCGGCUCUCAGUUUCCAAGGGUCAGCUCUGGAGCCGGUACGAGAUCAGUCCCAUCAAAACCUGCAGUCAAACCCGCUGCGCCUAAACGUCCACCCACCACUACACAGGCGCCCAUGACCACCACCACCAAAAACGUGCCACCUCCUCCUAAGCCGACCAGCAAAGUCAAGGUCAAUGGAAACCGCAGACAGGGGUCCACAAACCAGAACAGGACGCCACAUGUAGCAACUCCAAGCGGAAGGAGGCCUGUCCCUCAAAAUCCACUGUGCGCCAAGGCCUGUAAAAAAGAAGGAACCAUCAAGUCCAGUUUCUGUGCAAGUGAAUUUGUGCUAACGGGGAAGGUGUCCUCCUUCAGCCCUGGUCCCAGAGGCACUCUCCACAUUGGCAUCUCCCUCAUUAAGACCUACAAGGCAGGCCGGCUAACCAUCACACAGGUUGGAGAGACCAUGUCGGUGAAGCUGGUGUCACAGUGCAAGAAGUGCCCAUUGCUCCGCAGAGGCGCCAACUACAUAAUCAUGGGUCAAGUGGAUGAAGACGGACGUGGUACCCUCGAGCCCGGUGCAUUCACAGCUCCAUACAAAGCCCAACACCAAAGGUUAUUAAUGAAUAUCAACAACCAACCCUGUUAACCUCACACAUUUGUCCAAGCCAAGGAAUUCAGAGCACAUAGCAACCUCCAAAAAUCCACACAUUGUAAUGUGAAUCACUGAUUAAUGUCACAAAAACAUAACUUCAUUUUUAUACCGCAUCUUAGAGGAUUACAAACACAUUGAUUUAUUCAAACACCGGCCAAACCUUAUGUUUGUAAUUUAUAUAUGAAUAAAGGUUAUAUAUCUCUUUAAAA